Fomitiporia mediterranea MF3/22 is the source of this 1372-nucleotide messenger RNA. RefSeq lists its product as uncharacterized. The record is from RefSeq and is a predicted model, not a curated record. The transcript has 6 exons. Lineage: Eukaryota; Fungi; Basidiomycota; Agaricomycetes; Hymenochaetales; Hymenochaetaceae. The annotation marks the transcript as partial.
AUGUCGCACCUGUCUACCCAUCUCCCCGACGUGGAAUUGGUCAAACCAGGGAACUCCUACUCUGGAUCUUUGGCCGUACUGUACAACGAAACCUGGAGAACGCAAGACCCAUAUGCAGUGUUCACAUUGCUUGACGUUGUUCGUGAUAGACCAGAGAUUCGUGCAGAUGUGGAGACUGCAGACAAAGUGUGUGUAUUUGGAUUGUUAGUGUGGAUCUGGUCGUACUUUGGCCGGGGUUGGGGCGAACAAACAGGCUACAAACCGGAUCCGACGAUGGGGGAUACGUUGAUUUUUCCUCCACACAAUCCCUUCAUAGGCUUGAAUGUUGUAUCGGCCGAGCAGGCACUGAAAAUGGGCGUUGCUACCACAGGAACACCUGGCAACAGCGUUGCUAUCACAGGAACUCCUGGCACCAGUGAGAGAAUCGUUUCAUUGUCGUUUUGGCAUUGUACUAAUCGGCAACUCAGGCAAAAGCUUGUUUCUUUUGCCAGAGUACAUAAAUCCGAGAAGAUGGAGCCGGACCUCUCAUUCCUGCCUGAACAUACGUGGUUCCUGGUAGAUUGCAAUCAGUACUCUAAAGAGAUGAGGGUGAAAUCCAUAUGGUAUGACUUGUUUGAUUUCUGUGAAAUUCUUGAGAUACGAUCUGUUCAGCUGGCACCAAUGCUGGAACUUAAACUACAGAGCUUUUGCAAUGGCUACGGUCCAAUUGCCCAUCCAGCUUUCACGCUUGCUGAUGAUUCAGACCAACACAAGACGAACAUUAGAGAUAAUCUGUCCAACGUUGGUCAGAAGGAACUUCAGGGUAUAAUUUCCAACCUAAGUACAGGCUUUUUUGACACCAAAUUCUCUCACAACACAAUUGUUGCAAGGCCUAUGGAUGACGACCGUACUAAGUACUCUUGCAACUUUGCCUCAAAUAAGGUAGCACAAAUUGUGAUCGAGCACUUCAAACAUGUAGAACACAUACAUGCUCUCGAACUCUACUGCCUUUUCUUGGUGAGCCCUAAAGCUAGGGCAGCUGCAGGGUAUCUAUUGGAGACAAUUACUUUUUCUGAGCUUCAGAGGGGUGGAUGUUGGCGUCUUCAACCUAUGAAGAAGCUUCCUAUUGGGGCAGAUAAGACUAAGCAGUAUUGGGGGAGACAUCCGGGUGCCCCGUCCUUCACUUUGCUCACUGGACAUAAAGGUUUCUCGAUAAAAAUUAAUAAAGGCUUCAAGACUGAUUACAAGCCGGAAGACUUUGCAGAAGUGGAGCGUAUCGACUACAACCCUAGUGACACACUGUCAGAGACUAAACCUGCAAUGUAUAUCCCGAGAGCACCUAAUAACCAAGCCUUUGACGCAUGGUUCUAUGAGCCCCAGUCGCCAGAACAUC